CGCGUCGCGAAAACAUCGAGAAUUUCAUCGUUGUCUUCAUCGUCGUCGUCGUCGUCGUCUUCGUACAGUGCGGAAAGUCGUAAAGAAGCGCGAGGGCUCGAAAAACGAGAGGCUCUCGGUCUCGUCGAAAAGACGAGAAUCGUGGAAGAUUCAGCCGUCGACUUGCCGGCUCGAGAUCGGACAGGCCAGAUUUUCUCGCUGUGAAAAAAAAAAAAAGAGUGUGAGAUUUCCUUGAAAAAGGAUUGUGAGAAACGAUAAAAUCGACGAGAAAUAUUAAAAUUCAGCGUCCGAUAAUCGGUGGCUGGCAACGGGUGUGCGCGUGUAAUAGAAAUCGGUGCUUUACCUAACUAAUAUACAAAUUGGAGAGCAAUUCAGAGAAGGAGAGAGGAGAUUGGAAAUUUUGGGAAACAUAUGCGAAUGAUUGGCUGUACGUGAAUGUCCAUAUCUCCUGCAAAUAAAAAUCGUCGAGCAAUCAAUUACGCUUGUUAAGCAAAACGAUUAACACUGUUUAAAAGGCUGAAAAACUGAACCAAUCAAUUCUAAAUAUCUUUUAAAAGUUUUUUUAAAAGGGAGCGAGCGCACGCGCGAGAGAGAGAAAGAGAAUCAACGAGAGGAUGAAUACUACUCAUAUUUAUCGCGCGCGGAAAUUUUUGCUCUCUGUCAAAAAGUAAAAUAAUUCGCGCCAUUGAAAAGCGAAACGCAUUUGCCGCUGUUAAAAAAUAAAGUCAGAUUUAUACAAGAGUAAAUUUUUUCACCAACUCGUCCAUCGCUUUCGAAUAUUUUGCCGUUUCUACGUGUGUUUUAUAUUGUAGAGUUUUUCCACAUAUACGCGCACCUUAUACAUUUUAUAUCCCCGACAGUGUCUUUUCCGCCAAAGUUCUCGAAAUGAUACGAGGGAUGAUUGAUCACCGCGGAAAUUGAGGGCCAGCACGAUAAUAACGUAAGGUAUCGUGCGAGUAUCGAAGUGCACGUCUCUCUAGCGAUCUGUCAUCGCCAUUGUCGAAUCGCCUAACGGCGGCCCUAAACCUACCUACCUAUCUACCUACCUACCUACCUACCCCAAAGGGGUAAUAGCCCCGGAGGGACGAUAAUCCCCGCAGAGAAAGGCGGGUGGCCUCUCUCUCUCUCUCUCGUCAAAACGCGUUGCGCCAUUUCAGGUGCGAGCUUCGACGAGUGCUUUAGUGUGCUUCGGGGUGCGCUUCCUCGCACGAAUUACAGGAAAGGCGAGGAAAGAAAUUCAACGAACAUCAAAAGACCCGGUGAUUAAUGAGCGCGGGUAAUUAAAAAACAUUAGGGAAGAGGCUGCCGAACGACUCGAGAUCCUCGUACUAUUCGGGGAGAGCGUGUCUCGCUCCCCGCCAUCCCCGUCACCUCAAGAGGAUCCUAGCCGGAGGACAUCGCCGCGGGGUUGACGGUGGGAGCAGGCCGUCUACCUUCGAGGUAAGAGGGAGUGAGAGAAAGAGAGAGAGAGAGAGAGAGAGAGGGAGGGUGAAAGAGAAAGAGAGGGGAUGGGAGGCCUUUAGGGGUGGAAAAUCGUUGGAGAAUACCGUCGCGGUGAAAUCACUCCUCUCGAACGCUCGCGAGACGAUCAGACCACGAAGCAUCCCCUGCCAGGCCGUCCUUUUGCCUGCCUUCGCCCCCUCGCCUCGUUCGACUGAAAGUGGAGGAAGUGGCUGUCUGAUCUCGGACGGAAUGACAAUAAGACUCCCUUUUGAUUAAUCGACGGAACAGAGAGAGAGAGAGAGAGAGAGAGAGAAAGAGAAUUAGUCUUCCCAUCGCGUUCGAAACGGUGGAUUGUUUUGCAAGUGUUAAGAAGUUUCGGCUGCUUAUAGAAGCGACUAAAUGUAACUGUAACCGAGUAACUUGGGCGUAAAUAUAGCGAUUUAAACGAGCGAGCGGCGUUUGAAAUAGUUGCGUUGAAAUACAGCUCUUCCUUACCAAGGUGUAUGAGUGAACGCAAGAUCAUUAAAGUGAAUUUAAUAAAGAUAGCGAUAAUAGAAAAAAGGAUAUACCAGUGGAUCAACCUGUAAAGAACGUUUCAACAUGCAAAAAAGGAACGCUCUCAAGUGCAGCGAUUAAUCGGGCGAUUGUGAUAAAUGACCAUCGAUCCUUCCUUGACUCGAAGUGAUUCUAUUAAUUCCUCUCGUUGCAUCUCGAGACUUAUUUCUCGGGGAGAGGGCGAACUUUUCAGACCCGUGGAAACGGAGGCGUAUGCGACAAUAACGCGAAUGAUUUCGGGGGGAGACGGGAUAUAAGUAGAGUGGAUCGAAAUUAGAAUCGUGUGCAGCCAGUGGAAGAGGGUCGGCGCUUGAUCAGGCGAGCCGGCCGGCCCCAGCCAAGCUGCACUACUGAAAGGAACUCGUUUGCUUAAGAAGAUCUUUUACUGUACAUAUAUAUACGCGCACACACACACGUUUAUAUAACCAACGGUAUCUCUAUAAAAUUGUGUAUCACAAUCAUGAAAAAGGAUAUUCUCGACGAGUGUGUAUCUCUAUUCACGAUGGAACGAUAACGAUAAUAAUAACACGUCAAUGAAAUUUGUAAUAAUCAAUCACAUAUCAUCGCAGGAGAAAUAUCGACGGAAUUUCGAUGCAGCUCGGAUGUUUUUGUAAUGUCCAUCUUUAUUUGAGCCGCCGCGCACGUCAAUUUGAAACGCAACAGUGAGUAAUCCCGAUCUCCAUGCAUCUUUCUGGACGAAUACCGGGAUGAAAUCGACAACGAUAACCAAACGAUAACAAAUCACGGCGAAGGCAGCGAGAAAAAUUGCGGAAAAGACGAAGAAUUGAGGCGCGACAUAAAAGCUAUAGUUUACGAAGGACGAAUUGGUGAAAAAUAAUGAUAAAGGAAUAACGUAAAACGAUAAGCAAGCAUGCAACGAGAAAAAGAGAACACAAUUGUAUGUAACAACGUGACUGAGGACAAUAAUGCUAAGAGAGGAUAAUCGAAGUCAAUCACGUGAAAACAUGAGCCGCUGUUGAACUUGAUACCGUGACAUAAUCGAAAACGGCGAUAUUUUAGCAACGCAUCGAUCGGGACAGGAUAAAUAUAUAGCAACAGCGAUAGACGAGACAACUUUGAUAUAUCAAGUUAGUGCCGAAGGUAUUUUCGAUGUGCUCCGACAACGGGCGCUCGGACUUGAAGGAUUCGCGCUCGAGUAGGUGAGCGUGCCCCGCGUGUUCGUCCCGCACGCAAGAUCGGGACGAGUAGCCGGUGACGGGACGGGCUCUUCUCGGUCGUGGAAUGACAAUAAGGGGACAGCGUGCCCGCGGGGUGCUAUCAUGCGGAGGACGACGGAUUUGAGCGGUGCGCCAGCGAGGUGUCCGGCGAAGGUGUCGCAUCCCUUACGUGGGAUGGCACUCGGGACAUUGGCCGAGAUUGCGGUGAGACUCGUGAUUAGCGGCUACAUAUUCGCCGUGGUCGUCUACGUGAAUGCCAGCGGCAACUGGGAUAAGGACGAUGACCUAGUGUCCACGUCUAAAGUUAGCGCCGUACUUGGUCGUACUGCCACAUUGCCUUGCGACAUUGAGCCGUCCACGCGAGAAGAUCGCGUCUACAUGGUACUUUGGUUCCGUGAUUAUGCGGUGAAACCCAUUUACAGUUUUGACGUGCGGGGCCGGUCUUUUAACAAGGCCCUGAACUGGUCAGACAGCACUGCCGUAGGUCCCAGGGCCUACUUCGUCACCGUGACGAAACCCGCGGCUCAAUCAUUAAAAAUGGAGAACGAAAAGCUGGACGACGAGGGGGUCUACAGGUGCCGCGUAGACUUCAAGAACUCGCCGACCAAGAACUUCCAAGUGAAUCUCACGGUGAUCGUGCCGCCGCAUCAGCUGCUCAUCUAUGACAGUUCCGGGGUGCAGGUGGACAGCGUCGCCGGACCAUUUCAGGUCGGCAUGGAGUUUGGAUUGUCCUGCGAAGUGAGAGGAGGAAAACCCACGCCGGUGGUGAGCUGGCUGGUGAACGGCAAGGAGAUGAACGGCAGACUCGAGGAGUUCGAGAGCAUCGUCGUCAGCAAAUUGACGGUGCCGCAGCUGCGACGGGAGCACCGCAACACGACGUACAAAUGCCGAGCGAACAACACGCAUCUAAUACCGCCGUUGGAGAAGUCGGUGAUCCUCGACGUUUAUCUAAAACCGCUAACCGUGAAGAUAUUGUCGAAAUUAACCAUAAUGGAGACGGAGAAGGAUUACUCCAUCACCUGCGAGACGACAGGCUCGCAUCCUCGCGCUCGUAUCACCUGGAUCGAGGGGAACGAAACGUUUCGGAACGGCAAGAUAAUGGAGAGCGGCAAUGCGUCGGUGAUUUUGAGCACGCUGAUAUUCUCACCCAUCCCCGACGAUCACGGCAAGAUCCUCAAGUGCCGUGGCGAAAAUCCGGCUCUGACGGAUGCGUACUUGGAGGACUUCUUCAAGCUGAAUGUUGUCUUUCCGCCUAAGGUACAGUUGCAUCUGGGCAGCACUCUGAAUGCGGAGAAUAUAAAGGAGGGCGACGAUGUGUACUUUGAAUGCAAAGUCCGCGCUAAUCCGGAGCAUCACAAAAUCACCUGGCGCCAUAACGGCGCCGUGCUGACGCAAAACCAUUCAGCUGGUAUCAUCAUGAGCACCCAGAGCCUGGUGCUGCAAGGUAUAGGUCGCGACAACGCGGGAAAUUACACGUGUCUCGCCAGCAACGAUCGCGGAGAGACGACGAGUCCGAUUGUAAAUCUGAGAGUACAGUUCGCGCCGGUUUGCAAGUUGAAGGAGGUAACGAUCAUCGGGGCCUCCCUGGAGGAGUCCGUGAAGGUGCGCUGCGAGGUCGACGCCGAUCCCAGCGAGGUGGACUUUGUCUGGGAGUUCAACAAUAGCGGCGAGAACUUCGAGGUCGCGCCGGCCAGGUUCGACGGUAACAACGGCACCAUGAGCGAGCUCGUUUACACCCCCGAAUCCGAAAGGGAUUACGGCGCCCUGACCUGCUGGGGUAGGAACGUGAUAGGGAAGCAGGAGACGCCUUGCAUCUAUCAAAUCAUUCCGGCAGUGAAACCAAAUCCCCUGAACAACUGCACCAUCAAGGCGUCGCUCAAUCAGAGCUCGGAGAUCCUGGAGAUCGAGUGCGUGCCGGGAUACGACGGCGGGCUCCACCAGGAGUUCCGGCUUGAGGCUUACGAGAUGCUGACCGGCCAUCUUCGAGCGAACAUAUCCAGCGUGUCGGCCGAUCUGCCGAUCUUCCGGAUCGCCGUGACGGAUCUCCUGCCGGCCACGCGCUUCUAUCUGCUGACAUACGCCGUGAACGCCAAGGGCCGCAGCGAAGUGUCGCAGUUGGAGGACAUAAUGCUACAAGAUUCGGAGAAGCACACGGAUACCGGAGUCAGCAUGCUGCCGUUGAUUCUUCUGCUGAUCGGUUGCCUAUUGGCCUUUGGCGCGACGGUGAUCUCGGUGAUGCUGAUGAUGUAUCGACGUCGCGGUACCACGUCGCCCGUGCACAUUGAGCCCUACAUGAAACAGCCGAUAAUCACGCCGCCGGACUCGAGGAACAAUUCGAUGCUGGACGUGACCCAUGGCGACCACACGUAUUUCGUCGAGUACACGUUGAAACAGGUCACCGAUUACGCGCUCAAUAAUCAGCCGGAUAUCAUACAGUCCCCGCAAGACCAAGACAAGAUCAAACGCGAGCCACAACUGUUUCUGCCAGUGAGACCGGACACGUUAUUCGCGCCCUACGAUAUUCAUAAGCAGGGGCUGCAGACGAACAGAUGCAGCCUGAAUCCAUUCUCCGCAAAGUCCUGGGAGCCCAUCAGCUUCAAGGCCGAUCGCAACCUGAUGAAGGAGAUUAUCAUCGCCAAUUCCAUACCUGGCCCAGAGAGCUGUGUGUAAACUCGAUCGCGGAAGUGAAUCGAGACGCAAAUACAUACAUACAUACACACAUAUACAUACACAUACACACGCACACAUUACAUAGCACAGAACGAUCGAUUUCGAAAGCCUGAAAAUUGUAUCGCGCGCGUCGGUUGGACACACGCGGAUAUCAACGCAAAGUCAACGAAUCUCGUGUCUCGCUUGUUAACACGCACCGGUGUGACAUAUCACGAUGACGAUAUCGUAGCAGAUAACAUACAUAUCAGCAUAUCGUAGCAUAUCGUGGCGCGCCACGAUCUCUCCCGAGAUCCUCGGGAGUUUAGAUCCCCGUCGACCCAGCGCGAGACCGGGACGAGGAAUCGUCGCGACACGACCUAGUCGCAUAAUUUAUAACCGAACGCUACACGUGGUGUACUAUUCCAAGUUUAAUAUAUUUUGUGUCAAGUC
Molecule: messenger RNA, 6275 nt
Organism: Formica exsecta
Lineage: Eukaryota; Metazoa; Arthropoda; Insecta; Hymenoptera; Formicidae
Gene: side-III
Product: nephrin-like
Exons: 16
Coding region: 3279-5846 (855 amino acids)
Source: RefSeq, a predicted model, not a curated record